UGUGUCCUGUACAGAAGUCACGCCCAGCCGACUAACCCGGCGCAGCGCAGCCCUGCGCUUGCAGUCUGCGCCCGCGCGCCGAGAUGCCGAGCGACCUCCGCAUCGGGAAGGCAGUGCUGUUCUGCUCCAACAGCGUAUUCGUGGUGGUGGGCCUGAGCGUGGUGGCGGCGGGCGGCGUGCUGCUGACUGACUCCGGCCGCGUGCUACUGUCUCGCCUGCUGACGUCACACGACGCGCCGCGCCAGCCGCUCUUCUACUACGUGGGGCUGGCCGCCGUCUGCGCAGGCGUCGUCGUGGCCGCCGGGGGCGUGCUGGGCUGCUGGGCCGCCAGCCUGCACAGCCGCUGCUUCCUCGCCGUGUAUCUGUUUGUGCUGGUGCUGUUACUGCUUGCAGAAUGCUCUGUCGGAGUAUUGGUAACAGUGUGCCCCCGAUACCUGGGGGUUGGACUGUCUGCUGAGGAUCUUAUGGACAACCUACAACGCUAUUAUGCCACUCCAGGAGCAGACCAGUUUACAGCAGCCGUUGAUCUGGCACAGGCGCAGCUCAAAUGCUGUGGAAUGACACAACCAUCAGAUUAUGAAAUGUCAUGGUGGAAACUGAGAGAUAUUGGUCAGAAUGAGCUUAUAGUUCCCCUGUCUUGUUGUAUUCUGAAAAACAAAGAUGAUCCUGGGGCAUUUCUUGAUCCUAUACCACAGAACAACUCGCUCUGCCAGUCAGUAGAUGAGACCAUCAACAAUAAAGCACGACAUACUGAGGGGUGCUCAAAGAGGCUAGAGGCAUGGCUAAAGCAGCACAGUGCUAUGUUUCUAGCUGGCAGUUUGACACUAGUACUGGUAGAGUUGUCUGUGGUCCUGAGCACUCUGCUUGUAUGUGUGAAACUGCCACGCGAUCCAUCUCUUCGACCUGCGUGAAGACGGCUGGACCUCCCAGGAUGUGACUUUACAAAUGCAGAAACAGCAUAUCCUUGGGAGGAUCGUCACUGGAGUAGAGGAAGAUGUGGGACUUUCUGCUAUGCUCCCAGUGCUGAAAUAAUAGCUCGUGUAACUGCAAAGCAGAACCCUUCCAGUGUUGCAGGUACUGACAGAAGAAGGUGGUGCAUUUAUGAGAGUGACAUUUCCUCAUAUACUGCUAGUCUGAGAUUCUUGAAUCCACAAAGUAGGCUAAAUGUAACUGAUGUGACAGAAACUGGCAGUAUGAUUUGGUAACUCAUUUCCAGAAUUACCUUUUACCGCUAAAAUAACAUACAGAGGCUAAAAGUUACUUGUGAUACUCAGUGAAAGUAGAAUAACUAGUUCAAAAUGUAUGUUUUUGAAAUAAAUGCCUCGCCAAUAUUGCAGUUCUUACGUUUAAUAAGAGCACAUGAUGAAUGAAGACUGUCAAAGCAAUAUAACAUUAUGUAAAUAUUGUAGAUACUUGUAUAAUUCAAUUAAAACACCAUUUAAUAUACACUGCUGUAGCUGUUAGCCCUAUGUCAUCUCUGUGGUUUAUGUUCCUCUGAUGUAAGAGUCAAUGUAAUAGUAUGUAAUUAUUGUAAGGUAGAGGCAUAUUUUAUUUAAAAACAAAUCUGAUUACCCACUACUGCAGAUUUUGGUGCUUUAUUUUCAUCUGACGUCAUCAGAUUAUUAUUUGCAAUUCUGUGAAAUACAAAUAUCCAUAGCCAUUGUUUUGUUUUUGAUAACAUUUUCUUUUGUUUUAUUACUAUAAAUUGUAAUGUAGAUUGCAAUUCAUGUCGAAUAUCUAUUUAUGUAGUAGAUGGAAAUUAUGACAAAAGUUAUCUAUUUAAUGUAAUGGAUAUAAUAUAAUUUUUCAAAGUUAGCACAGUCUUCAUAAAACAUUAUUUUCAAAAUGGUAUUGUUGAACCUGAAUUGUAGUAGUCAAUCAUUAAUGAGAUGACAGUUUGAGUUAUGCAUUGAAAUGUUUAUGUGAAAUAGUGACUGUUUCUUAUAAUUUUUUAGUCUGACAAAUUUUGUUUGAUUUCUGAGAUGUUAUACCAUUAACUUGGAAAAACACACUAUUGUAUAUAUUCAGUAAGUUUCAAAGUAUGUAAUUUUAAACAUGAAUAAUUAUAGUGGGAAAUAUCUGGUAGAAUGCAAAUAUUGUGGGAAUAAAGGAGACCACUCACUGAAAAGCACUGUAUGUCCAGCCAGCACCAUGUAGGGGCACAGGUGUGUUGGUGUUUGUAGUCUAGCUUAAAAAAAAAGUAUUGAUUCAAAAAGCUUACAAUUUUUUUUCAUUCCUUUUCUGUGUAAGCAUGUUGACAAUUCAAUGUUUUUGCAUUUUGCUGAUUGGUCUCCUUUACUUGUAAAGUAUUUACACAUGAAUACUUUUAUUUAAAAAUAUAUUCAUAAAUGAAUGUAACAUGUCAUUAACAGUGAUUUACAUGUAUUUGAUGUUUCAUUUGAACUGAAACUGGAAACAGUUUUUAUUGUUGUCAUUCUAUCUACAAGCAGAAAGAUGUUUCAUAUCGAAAGGAAGGCCAUGUAAUAUGUAAAGAAACUGAUAAAAUGAUCACAUCAUAAAUAGUUUUCAUAUUUGUGUUUCUGUACUAUGAGCUACUUACUUGAUUCAUUCUGCUUCUUAUUUGGCUGAAGUACCUGAAGUAUGCUAUUAAUAUCAGAAACAUCAAGGCAGAAGUUCUCACAUAUCUGUGCAAUAUAAAUGUACAGUCCAAAAUCUAGUAUUUUUGACAGUGUAUUUUUGAAAUUUUCAUAUGUACAUAAAUUCUGAGUGCCGCAUACAAUAAACAGAUAUUUGACUUUUGUUUUCUUUAGCUUUCCUGUUAGUUGUCAUGCAGGUCGUAUACUGGUCAGCACACUCGACACUAUAACCAUGGCAGUUUUUCUCAUUGCCUACUCAGUAAUUUACAAGCUGCUGGAAUGACUUUAGGUUAAAAUGUGGUUAUUCCCUUUUAAUCAUGUCAAAAUGUAAAUAAAAAAAUUAAAUUUUACAAAGAUGAGA
This is a messenger RNA of Schistocerca gregaria, 2958 nucleotides long. Its product is annotated as CD82 antigen-like. Lineage: Eukaryota; Metazoa; Arthropoda; Insecta; Orthoptera; Acrididae. The record is from RefSeq and is a predicted model, not a curated record. Gene Ontology annotation, cellular component: membrane. The transcript is spliced from 5 exons. Bases 84 to 911 code for a protein of 275 amino acids.